This is a messenger RNA of Stereum hirsutum FP-91666 SS1, 2388 nucleotides long. RefSeq lists its product as uncharacterized. Bases 163 to 2082 code for a protein of 639 amino acids. The record is from RefSeq and is a predicted model, not a curated record. NCBI's taxonomy places the organism in Eukaryota, Fungi, Basidiomycota, Agaricomycetes, Russulales, Stereaceae. The transcript has 8 exons. Gene Ontology annotation, biological process: retrograde transport, endosome to Golgi. Gene Ontology annotation, molecular function: phosphatidylinositol binding.
CUUGUCGUCACCGGCACCUCUUCAACAACUCUCACAUCCGUCCUUAGCCCUCUGCACAGCACUCGCAGCCGCAGCUUUCUUCUGACCAUUUCACAGGACAAGCUUGAACUCGAAGGGCCGAUUUUUAUCUCGAUAUUUCCUGUUAUUGGUCUGCUGUAAACGAUGGACUCCUUCGAAGACGAGAACCCGUUCUCUUCAGAUCAGCCUCCGUCCUCAGCCUCCUCCAACUCGGUCUCACACAUAGAUGUGUCUGAGCCAUCAUCUCCAGUUUCUCAUCCAGCCCGUAUACCCUCGUCGCCAACCCUUGCACGGUCACCGGUGGCCCCAGUCCAAGCCAGCGUCCCACGCUCUCCGCCAGUGAAGAGCGACUUUUGCUGUUAUCGGGACCAGUGGCUACAUUCAGGGGACGAUGCUGAAAUAUUGAUUGUUGACGCGCUCAAAACGAGCGAGAACUCAACCUCUCCGUAUAUCACCUACGUCAUCCGUGCCGGGAAUGCUGAAUCCCGACACCGUUACUCCGAGUUUGAGUCACUCAGACUAAACCUCACCAAAUUAUACCCCACUUUGAUUAUUCCACCAAUCCCUUCGAAGCAAACGAUCGGCGACUAUGCAAUUAAACAAGGAAAGGCGAAGGAGGAUGCCGCGCUCAUAGCCCGCCGACGUCGCAUGCUUCAAACCUUCCUCAACCGCAUCGCACGCCAUCCAAUCCUGGCCAACGAGCACGUAUUUCAUCGCUUCUUGGACGGUGAGGUUUCUUGGGCUGAAGUUCUCCACUCUCCCCCACUCUCCCUCCUACCGAAGAACAUUCUCAAGGCUCCCGCUCACAAUCCGACCGACCCCGAGGCCUCUGCUGCAUACCAGGCCUUACCCAAUCCUUCUGCUGCGCACCCCUUACGGAGGCCAGAUCAGCGCUUCCUCGACUCGGAGGUUUUCACGAACAAAUUCGCCGCGCACAUGAGCGGACCCAUGGAGAAGGUGACGAGGCGGACGAUGAAGCGGUGGUCAGAUUAUGCACAGGACCAUAUGGAUCUCGGAGCGGCUUGGAACGGCUUUAGUCUGAACGAACAAGGAGAACUGUCCGGCGCAAUCGAGAAAACAGGACAAGCCAUCGACGCCACAUACAUGUCCACCACCCGUCUCCUGCAAGACCUAGAACAGAACUGGCAAGAGCCCCUGCACGAAUACUCCCAAUUCGCCUCCAUCAUCAAGAAACUCCUCGUCUACCGCCACCAAAAGCACGUCCAGCUCGAAAUGACCCAAGACGCGCUCGAAGCCCGUCGUGAGUCCCUUACCGAGCUCGAGAAAUCCGAGCGCGAGGCGCGAAGACUGGAAGAAGCCCUCGGCAGAGGUCGCGUCACGUCCCCAUCCGGGCUCGAUUCCGGAUCCCCGCGUCGAUCCCAAUCCCAAUCGGAGUACGGCUCGCAGUCUCAGUCACAGUACGGCGCGUCGACACUGCGGCCGAGCGCGAGCGUGGGCGGCCAUGAAGGUGGUCGUGGGAGUAUAGGGACGGAUGCGGGGAGCGAUGAUAGUCAGCCCGUUGAGGUCGAGGCGCCGUCGCCUGACAGCAUGAAUGGGAGGAGCGUUAGAGACGACGACGAGCCUCAGUUGGGCUCGGCUUAUUUACCGCCCCAUCCGGGACCGAGUCCGAUUAAGAGGCGGGCACCGGGUAUGGGACUGUUGAGCGCGUUGAGCUAUACGUUGCAUGGAAUGAUGGAUGCCGAUCCGGAGACAGCGAGGAGAAAUGGAAUCAGUAAGACGAGGGAGAAUAUUUCGCAGCUCGAGGAUGCAUUACACCUGUCAGCGCAGGACCUGAAGUAUGCCAGCUCGACCAUUCAAGCGGACUUGGACAGGUUCCAAAGGCAGAAAGUCGCCGAUCUGCGGGAAAUGGCUAUCUCGAUGGCGCGAAGCCACCGAGAUUGGUGUCAGAAGAACCUCGAAGCAUGGCAGGACGCGAAGCAAGAAAUUGCGAAGAUCCCGGACCACCCGAAUCAACUACCUAAGGACAUCACGGAGAAUGACCCAGCUUCGGCCGGUCCUUCGAUGACAAGGCGGGACUCGACGGCCACUAUCAACGGGCGAUGACUGUCGUAAUAAUUAAUCUCUUUUUGAGCGGUCAGCAAGACGUAUUUUUAUUCACAUUCGCGAGGAACAUUCGCUUGUGGCGUGGCAUGUUGUGUGUGGUGUCGGAUUGUGGCGACGGGGUGUACGCCGUACGGUGCUUCCGUUUCAUUUUUUUUGGAUACGCAUGUGACAUGUGGACAACCUUUUUUCUUUCUUCUUCUUGACUUGUGCACGCACUCGUUCCUGCCUUUUUCUUUUUAUUUCCUUCGUGUGUAUUUCGCCAGUUGAAAGAUAUGAUCAUCUAGUGCCGACACAGUGCAGUCUGCG